Botrytis porri is the source of this 2013-nucleotide messenger RNA. RefSeq lists its product as uncharacterized. The transcript has a single exon. The record is from RefSeq and is a predicted model, not a curated record. NCBI's taxonomy places the organism in Eukaryota, Fungi, Ascomycota, Leotiomycetes, Helotiales, Sclerotiniaceae. Bases 1 to 2013 code for a protein of 670 amino acids.
AUGACUACCUAUGAGGCCGUGCCCAAUACGGAUGGCCAAAUUCUUAUACCCAUCAGGAAGAAGCAACCAGUUCUGCCUCAACCUAAUAUUCCUCGCACUGUACCUCCCUCACAACGACUAUCAGGCAGGAAGAUACCUACCCGGAAAUUUGGAGCUCAACCACGGCCACAAUCAUCGCCGUUUUAUAAACCUGUUUACAGAUCCAGGAUUCGGACACCGGAAGCUUUGCGACCAGGACCAAGCCAAAGCUCAGGAUUUAAGUCAAGCAAAACUCUAGAAGAUGGAAAAUCAGCCAAUAUAAGAGUUAGAGCUAUUGAUUCUUCCACUCAAUACUUGCAAGCUUCGAAUACCGGUACCUUGGGCUCCCAUGCCUCGAAUCAGAGGAUCAUAGCUAAUGAUUCAAAGCUUGUGAGACCGAAGGAAACCCCGUCGAUAAAAGCAAAGGACAAUGAACAUGCCAAUAUAAUGAGUCUUUCCUAUAUCAUGGAGCAGCGACCCAGUGCGCAGAAGUUCUCGUCUGCUUUCGACGAAACGGAGGAGGGAGUUAUCGACUUGACUGCGUCUUACCAGAGCGAAGAAGAAUUCGAACCUGAAGACCAAGGUCAGGAAGAAAUGCCACUCUCGAUCAGGAAUAAUUCAUACAACCGCGACAUCCCUAAUUUCUUGAAGUCUCGUCAUCAUAUCCGUAAUCAAAUCAACGUUCCCUCCCUGCAAGAUUCCUUGCUCAAUACACCCGUGAAACUUGAGGACAUUGAACAAGCUGUCAGAAGUUUUGAUUUCGGCGGUGACACAGGAACAUCAGGUACAAUAGAAUUCAGGGCGGGACGCAAAUUACCACCAAUCAAAGAAAGAGGCGCACGGUAUUCUCAGUGUCAUCCGAACUACAUGGCUUCAUUACCAUCGACUUUGGCUCGGUCCAUUCCAAGGAACACAGCAUUACCUGAUCUCAGUACCUUGAAACAUACGGCUAUAACUACGCUUGCCAGUCUCAAUCGUUUUUUCGACGAGAAGAAGUUGUAUCCUAGUGCCACUACUUCAGCCCUAAAACCAGAUUCACCAGCGCCAACCGAUGAGAGUGCUCGAAGUUACAGUCCCAGUCUGAAACGUUCAUCGUCUCAUAUCUCCACCCAUAUCCCAGAAGAAAUUCACCAGUCUACGUCACCUGCGUCACUAGCAAUGGCUGAGCUCGAUCCAUCGAAAAAGAGAAUACGCAUAAACUCCAUUCUGAAUCCGACAUCUUCUCCUACGGCCUCUAUUUCGCUAACUCCUCAAAUUCAAUCUACUGGCCCUCUCCCUGGCGACACUUUUUCUACUCACGAUUUACGUAAGCUCGCUAGCGAUUUCGAGAAUGAUACCAUAAUGCCAUCUCCGCCUUCUGACGCCUAUCCAUCUCCUCCUAAAUCGGCAUCAUUGUCGUCAUCGAUUCCCCUCACGACUAGUCCACGCCCUCUCGCUCCCCAAGAUACAAGUCCAAGCAUCUCGCUGCCCAAGCGAUUCACAGAUUCACAACCUCACCUCGAUUCAUCCAGCGAUCGUGCCUACAGAUCUCCUGCACCCUCACCACCAUCGCUACCACAAUCUAGAGAACAUGGUUCCGCUCUAUUUGAGACACGCCCAAGGUCUGCAAAUCCAACGAUUGCCGAUACUAGAAAAUCAAACCCAACUCCACAAUCUCAACUCCUUUUCUUUGGUCAUCAAGCUUAUUCACCUCUACCUACACAAUCCGCAUCAACCACUCGCUCAUCCUCACCCUCAUCCACCAACUCCAAUUCCAAAUCCCUCCCACGCAAAAACUUCGCUUACAGGGCAUGGAAAAUGCGUCCUUCUCGCUCUAUAAUUACUGAUGUCUCUUCUUCAAACGCUCCGCAGUACUUGGUCGUGAUCCGCAAUGACGACCGUUCAAAGUCCAUUCCAAGUUCGGGUGCCUCGGAUGAAAAUGAUAAUACAGGUAAAUGGUGGAGUGUACUUGCGGGAAAAGAGGGGCUGGACGAGAUUAGAAAGAUUUUCGAAUAG